Messenger RNA from Drosophila virilis, 13264 nucleotides. The record is from RefSeq and is a predicted model, not a curated record. NCBI's taxonomy places the organism in Eukaryota, Metazoa, Arthropoda, Insecta, Diptera, Drosophilidae.
UAGCCGUGUGUCUGUAUCUGUAGAUGUGUCUGUGACUGUGACUGUGUGCUGUUUUAUGUAGCAACCAUUUAUCGAUUUAUUUUGACUUCUACACUUCUACGCCAAGCGUUAUUUUUAAUAUAAAAACGACGACGAUAACAAGAACAUCUGCACUGGGAGGGACAGGAGGUUGCCUCGGAAGGGAGCUGAACACUUUUAGGGCGCCUUUGGGUUCAGCAAACCAUAACCUUUGCGCUUAAUGCGCAAAUUUUAACAACGACCCAAACUCAAAUUGAGUAAAACGCAUUGAAAACUUAAGUAAUUUCUUCUUUUCUAAAGAGAAUAUAGCUUGAAGCAAGCACUUUUCUCAAUUUUCUUUCGCAAAACAACUUCUUAGUCCGUUAGUUGUUGCAGCUGAACCGAAGUUGUUAGCCAAGCGCAAAAAUGUGUUUUUCAUAUUAUAACAACUCAGAAGAAUGCAUUGAAGUUGAAAAGUGCCAAACGAAAGUACUAAAAGAAUAUUCAAAACUGUUUAAUGAAGCACAGCAAUUAUAUAAUACAUAAUAUAUACAUAUAAUAAAAAAAAAAGUACAUCAGAGACUGAUGGAAUUCCAAACAAUUGAAUCAAAUAUGUGUGUUUGAAACCGGCAUAAAUCAAUUUUCCAUUCUUUCGUUUAUACAGGUAGCUGUUAAAUAUGUAUGUAGUUUAAAAUGCGUGUCAAGCCGUCCUCUUUACAAACAAACGAUCAGAAAAUAUAUAAAAUACAAAUUACAAUUAAAUCGAACACUCUUUCAACAAUAAUUGUUCAGAGGUAUAACUUUAGCUUUUACGUAUACCUUUAAAAUAUUGCACAUUAAAUGCGAGUACAAUAACAAAACAAGGCGAAGCUUGUUUCUUGCUUAACCAGCGAGAGUCAGAGAAAUGGACGCCUUGUGUUUGGCCCACCUUUUCCGCGCGCGUGUGAAAUAAAACAAACAACAACAACAACAAAAGAACAAAACAAACAAAAACCAAAAACAACAAUAGCACACAUAACAAGCAAAGCAAAAAGGAAAAAAUGAACUAAAUCAGUGAAAAGUAUUAACAAGAUUUAUAAUCAGAUCAGCAGCAGUAGCAGCAGCAACAACAACAUCAUCAUCAUCAUCAUCGUCCUCAGCAUAAGCACGAGCCGUGGAAAAUCAAGUCAACACCAAAGCGGAUGCGGGACAUAGAAACAUUCAUAUAAUUUUUCUAUAUACAGCAAGAUAUAAACGGCACAUCGAAAACAAUAGCCGUGGAUUAGACGCUGGUUGUCAUUUUCGCAGCUGAUGUCGUUGCCGUUGCCAGCGACAAUCAACAUCUAGGAAAUUCAUCAUACGCACUGUGGGACACGACCCAGGCAAAUGCAUUGCCCAAUAGAGAGGUACCUAAGAGCAUACACCUGCCAUUGACGAAUCUCAGCGCACCGCGCGUGCUGAUGUGCAGCGCAUCUGUCGGCAGCGAGGGUUCCGUAACACUGCAACUAAGAGAUGCGAAUGCCUUGGAGGCAGCCGACAGCACGACAACAGCAACAACAGCAACAGCAACAACAAUAGCAACAAAUGCAAUAUCAACAUCGUCAUUAGGCACCCAAGCGAAUGGCGUCACAGUGCUUGAAACGUUCUCGGCAUCGUCAGGAAUAACGUCAGCAUUGGAGAAUGCGCUGACCAUUGGCUAUCCGGAUCCGGACAUGUUAGCAGAUGUCUUGGGCACCAUACAGACCGCCUCACUUAAAACCAAACAAACUAGCAGCAAUACUAACAUCUAUACCAACAACAGUAAACGAAGUAGCUACAUCAAUGGUAGCAGCAGGAGAAACAGCAGCACUUCAACAACAAUUCUGAACAACACCCUAGCAACAACGAGCUCUGGAGUUCAUCUGGCCGGUCCAAAUAAAAUAACGAUAACGCGACGAAGUGCCAGCAAUAAGAUCAGCGUGCAAACUGUAAGCGCUUCCACAAAUACAACCAUUAGCAGCAUUGGCGGCAGUAAGACCAACUACAUAAAGAAUUGCCUGAUACGGAGCAGCAGCUGCAGCAACACGGCCACCAAUGUCACGACGCUGGCGCAGAUUAUGAGCAACAGCAGCACCAGCAGCGCAGCCAGUUUACUCAGUCAGCACAAUAAUAAUAGCAACUGUAGCAACAGCAGCAAUUUUAGCAACGCCUCAUCCGUGGGCAGCAGCAUUAGCAUUGGCAGCAGCAGCAGCAGCAGCAACAGCAGCAGCAACGACAGCAACAGCAGCAGUGGUCACAGUUUAAGCUUCAAGAGCAACGGUCGAAAUGUUCCUGGUAUUGUAACUGCAGCAGCAUCCACGAACACCACAGCCACCGGCAUUGGCAUUAUCACCGUCGAUAACGCACCCAGAAAGAGCCGACCCAAACUAUCCUCGCCGACUCGUCACGGACCCCAGCAGUGUCAGAUUUGUAGCAAGAUCUUUGGAAAUGCUUCGGCACUGGCCAAGCACAAACUGACGCACAGCGACGAGCGGAAAUAUAUUUGUGCGCUCUGCUCGAAGGCAUUCAAGCGGCAAGAUCACUUAAACGGACACAUGAUGACGCAUCGCAACAAGAAGCCUUACGAGUGUAAGGCAGAUGGCUGCGGCAAAUCAUAUUGCGAUGCGCGUUCUCUCCGCCGUCAUUCAGAGAAUCACCAUGGAGGCGUGGCAACGCUCAAUAACAACUCACUCUCGCCCACAGCUAGCUCAAACUGCGGCAGCGGAAGCAGCAGCAGCAGCAGCAGUAGUGUGGGUGUGGCCACCAGCUCUCUAAGUCUUUCACCGGCUACAGCUAGUGGGGACGCCAGCUCGCCAGAUGGGGCCACUUGCAUUCGUACCUACAUUUCCACAGGCAGCUCUGUGGUGGAUGCUGCCACUGGCAUUGCGCUGUCCGAUGAACAGAUCAAGGCUAUGAAUUUGCCCAUUAAAUCGGGAGUCACAUUACUGUCGCCCACCACUUCGACAUCCUCAAUAGCAUCGUCGACAACAUCCUCAUCAUGCUCAACAUCUGGCGGUAGCUGCAGCUCCGUUCUGACUAGUUCGCCCACAAUUACGCUUAGUGAUGGCGCAACCUUAGAGGGCGAUGGAUUAACGCGCGAGCAACUCGAUCUCAUAAGCAAGAUCAUGCAACAGACGAAGCAAACCAGUGCCCAGGUGACGGUCUCUUCGCCCAACAGCGUCAGCUCCUAUAAGAUCAAUACAGAGACAGCACCAGUCUCGGCACGUCCACGCACGUGGAACAUGCAAUUGCUCAAUAAUGCGCAAAAUGUCACCGUAACCGUGGAGGAUGGUACCGAUAUGGUUGCGUCCGCUUCAAGUUCACCCGACGAGGUCAAGGACGAUGAAUUGAACCAGCAGCUAGUGGCCGCUAUUAAUCCCCACCUGCUCAAUAUUGUUAAGAUCGACAAGCCAGUUGAGUGCAAUCUAUGUCACCGCAAGUUCAAAAAUAUACCCGCUCUUAAUGGGCACAUGCGUCUGCAUGGCGGUUACUUCAAAAAGGAUCCGGAAACCAAGCGCAGCGAGAAAAAGGACUCCAACGGACCGCCAUUGCAGACUGCGAGCAUAGGUGUGCGUGCCCUUAUCGAGGAGAAGAUCAUUAGUAAGCGCAAGGACAUCAAUAAGGGCGCCUUUGUUGUGCCUGCUCCACCCAGCAGCACCGCAAGCAACGGAGGUGUUGGUGGCUGUAGCAACAACAGCAACAGCCUUCGCCGCUCCUUAAGCGACUUAGAGAGCUUCUUAAAUCCGAAGAGUAACACGAGCAGCCUGAGCCAGGCACUAGCCACCAGCACCAGUACUACUACAGCGGUGCUGCCAGCGGCUACCACUAUCAAGAGCACCUCUGGGCUAAGUAUACAGCAGAUUGGACUGCCGCAAAGUAUUGAGAUCUUCAGCGGAGGUCACAGACAUCCCAAAACCCUUAAUUUGGGCAGUGGUGCCAAUACCAUUACCAUUACCACCAACAACGUGCCAACGACAACUACCAUGAGCGCACUGACGGCUCUUAAGGGCGGCGGUAGCAUCAGUGGUGUCACUAGCAACGCGGACUCCAAGGACUCGACGUUAAUUGAGUUACUUAAGCGUGGAACGCGCAUUGCCGUGGCCUCUAAGAAAACACAGCUACAGGCACAAAACAGUACAAAUCUGAUCUUAAGCAAUGUUGGCGGCUCAGAGCUCACAACCAUUAGCAGCAGUGUCCAGACUGGUCGGCAGAUUAUUACCAACAACAAUCGCACCGUCAUCAUACCUUCUGAUGUGCACGUGGUGUCCACCAAGAGCAAGUUAAUUUCUAGCAACGCUCUCACAACCAACGACAGCAAUACAACUUGUUCUGCAAGCAGUAUAUCAUUGCCAGACGGGACUCCCCUCUCCCUUACCAUUACGCCCAGCCAGGAGAGUGUGGGUGUCGGUGAAGCAAACGGCAUAGCUGGUGGUGGAGGUGUUUACACUGUAACUUACACUAGCGAUGCGGAUGCAUCCGAUCUCUUCGACGACGCUGAGGUGUACAAUGUGUCGGACACGGAAAUGCUACUGCAAACGGUGGAUACUAUGGAACUGCUCAACGAUGACGAGGAUGAAGUGCACAAAAGCGAACAUUCCGAGGACUUUUCGCUGCUCAGUGAGGCCAGCGAUAAUGUUCAAACACGGCUGGUCAAGCUGGAGCCCGAUCCUGUACACAGCAGCACAGCCAGCAACCUUAAUAAAACAACGCCGUUACCCACCUUUCAGCAAUUUCAUUCCAAGGAGAUUAUCAUGCAGAACAGUUCUCAAAUCCAGGCCAUCGCCAACAUGCGUGGAAGCAACACCCUAGGCUUGCUUUCGUCACCGUUGCAUUCGCCACUAGCCUACCCGACGCCACCCUCUAGCCACGAGAAUGUGGCUCAAUCCUCACCCUUUGUAGAGGAUGCUGCGGCUCAGUUUGUGGAUGCCAGUCACACGUUCUUUAGCGAUAAAACAGACUUUUCACAAGUCUAUUUUAAAACAGACGAGAGCGAUUCCAUGCAGCAGCUCAGUGAUAAUGACAAUGAGAAAAUACUUAAACUAAAGUCGGUGCUGGAAGAAAGCAGCUUCGAUCCAUCCAUUAAGGUGGAAGAUCUCUUGAACAGCACCGAGGACGAUGCCGAAUGCGACCUGCGGGAGUUUGCCGAGACGAAUCUCUCAUUUCUCGAUGAGGAUCAGGAGUUCCUAAAUGAUUCACGAAAUGCUACCUCGCCUCUGUCUGAGUCCUUCUUCACCAGUGGCAUUGGAUCUGCAGAAGAUGUUAAGCAGGUGCUACGUGAGGUGCUGCCCGAUGAAAAUAUGCAACUGCAGCUAACUAGCGAGCAGCAGGGCGAGAACAUCAUUGACCUUUACUAUUUACCGGGGCUGGGCCUGCAAUCCCAAAUGAUGCCAAACUCUGAUGAUCCGCUUUUGUCCUCCUCACCAAGAGAAUUCGGACAGCAGCGACAGGUUGUCCAAACGACAACGUCCACGCCAUCGACCACACAACCUGUCGAGCAGUUGCAGUCUACCACCGUACUGUACGAUCAACAUCAACUGCAACAGCAACUGCAACUGCAGCCCCAGCAGGAACAGCAAGAGCAACACCAGGAGCAACAUCAGCAGCAACAGCAUCAGCAACAGCAGCAGCAACAGCAGCAGCAACAGCAACAAGAACAGCAAUCCCAGCAACAGCAAGAGCAAAUGCAAUUGCCGCAGCAGUCUGCAAUUCAAUCUGAACAACCACAACAGGAACAACAGACAGACUUUAUGCUCACCAACUUUACUCCCGUGUCCUGUCAAACACAGUACCUAGAUACCAAUCAGCAGUCGAUGAUGCUGCAGCCACUGAAUAGUUUGCUGCAGCCAAUACUUUAUGGCAGCAACAGCACCUCCAACGAUAAACAAGCAUUUACCUCGAUGCUUAACUCGAAUGCCGGUCAGACAACUGAACUGGAUGCGAGCCUGCUCUUUGCCUGCGGCGACAGUAUCAAAAAUAACUGCAGCAAACCUAUGCUUGCUGCAUUACCUGCAGCAGUAGCUACACCAGUAGUCACUCCAACACCAAGCGUUUCCAAUCUACAGCCGCUGUCCAACCAAACUAAUUCCAUAUUAAAGCGUCGCCUGCGUUCAAAUGGAGCACAGGAUGUGCACAAGUUCUCGAAAUUCCAAACACUUUCACCGCAUCGCUCAAAGCUACGCAAGCCUUCGCGCACCCACUACACACCCGCGCCAAUUCUUAAUCCAGAUCGCAAGGGCACAGGACUCUAUUGCAAUGUGCGUAAGCAGCUCGGCCAAGGAAUGUUUGACGUCUUUGACGAUGACUUUGGCGAUCCUGUGGGCUUGGUUGAUUUCUGCGAUGAGUCCAAGGUGAAUCUAGGUUCCACUUAUCAAGCGCAGAUCCCAGCCUGUAAAUCGCCCGAAGAAUCCACCAAGGAAACAAUGAGUGCAGACCUACUUUGGGAUCCAAGCGUACAGAUAGACGAGAAGAUACUAAUGCGUUAUAUAGAUCUCAGCAAAUCCUCGGCCGUACCCAUGGGUAGCCAUUCCGAAGAGGUAGCCCUUCAAACGCUGCUUGAGGCCAAAGGCAACUCAGCGGCGGCGGUGCUCACCCUGUUGCAAACGCAGUCCAGCGCGUUUCAAAUGAAAUGGACUGCCUAUGAGCUAGAGCAGUUUCUACGUGGCCUGGAGAAGCACGGGAAGGAUUUUGGAAAAAUUGCCAGCGAGUUACUUACGAAGACCUCGGGCGAAUGCGUUCAAAUGUAUUAUUUUUGGAAAAAACUAUGUGUGGACUACAAGGUCUCUCACUUAAAGAUGGAGCCAGUUCCUGCGAGCACUCCAACGGUGGAACAGAAGCCCUACGUCUGCGAGAUUGCCGACUGCUCGGCGAGCUUCACCUCGAAAGCAGCUCUGCAUGGUCAUGUUCGCAUACACGCUUAUGGCAGAAAUGCCAGCAACAGUAAUAGCAACAACAACAACAACAACAACCAGCAUGCCACGGCAGUUAGUGCCAACAACAACCAUACUUGCAACAAUAGCAGCAACAACAAUAGCAACAACGCAUGCGCAUCCCAGACUAGUAGCCAUACCAAUCAAUGCAACAGUGCAACAACAACAAUCAUAACGCACGCCAAUGGCAAUAACUCCACCCUCAACAACAAUAUUAUCAGCAACAACAUUGCACCAGGCUCUUCCAUAAAUACUGCUCUGUUAUCAGCAGCAGCAGCAGCAGGAGCAGGAACAGCAGGAACGACAUCGACAGCAUCAAAAGACAGCAGCAACAGCAACAAUUCCAAUACAGCCAAGGAGAGUGAAUUUCCCUGCAAGGUGUGCGGCAAAGUCUUCAAUAAGGUCAAAAGCCGCAGUGCCCAUAUGAAAACGCAUCGAGUACAAGAAGCUGAACAAUCAUCAAAUUCCAAACAGCAAUCUAACAAUGGAACUCUGUCUGCAGUAACAGUGGCAGUAGCAGCAUCAGCAGUACCAUCGGCUCCCUCUGCAGUAACAGUUCUGGCCACCGCAUCUUCUUAGAUAUGGUUAGAUAGCCAGGCAUCAGCAUCGAUUGACAAUCGCGUAAAGCAAGCAGCAAGCAUUGUUUACCACUCUUAGAAUAUAAAGUUAGUUUACAGUCGGAAGUAAAGUAAAAUACAGACAUUUAUGAAAAAAUAACCAAGCUCAGAGUUAAAUGUGUAUUGUAAGUAAAUUAAUAUUGUAAUUUUGAUGUAUUUAGCAGUUAAAGGCAUUUUUCUAAUUCAUACUUUUCACAUGUUUUCUACACACUCUUCCUAUCUCACUAUCUAUCUACCUAUAUAUCUUUCUGUCUCUGCUAGACAACUCUUGGGCUUGAUACUAACAGAUAUAUGUAGAUCUGAGUCAUAGUCUAAUUUGUACAUAAAUUUAACUAACAGUGAAGCAAGUUCAAAUUGAAUUGUUAUUAACUAGUUAUUGUAGGCAAAUGCAAUAUUUGUGUUACACACUUAAAUAUACCUACCGUAUUUUUACAGUAGGCGUUUUUUCUUGACUCUCGACUCGACUGUAGUUUAUAACCUAAGUCCAAAUCAACGUUGAUUUAAUCUAGUAGCCCGUACGUACUGUUUAAUACAUGUUUUUCUACUUAAACUAGUUGCAUCCCAUUUUACAGAUACUUUUUUUAUUGCGAUACGUGUUUAGCUAGUAAGAGUUACGACAUGUACAUGAUUGAGUACAUACAAAAGUAUAUUAGCUUAUACGAUCAUUGUUGUUUUAGGUUUUAAGCUCCAAUUCAGCAAUUUCAAGCAGAAAAACAUAAACUUUUAUUGUACUUACACAUCUAAACUAUUGCUAAUUGCUAUAUGUAAAGCAAAUAAAAAUUCUAGUGAAAUCAAGUGAUAUUGAGUGAGAUCAAAAACGAUUUUAGCUAAAAAGAAAAACAAAGUGUAACUCAAAUUGAAACAUUUUAACUUUUACCGCCAUAUUGUAAAUAGAAACUACAUAUAUAGAAGAAAAAUGCAUGCAUAUAAGUAGAUAAAUAUAUUGUAAAUAUACUUAUAUACAUAGUAAAUUCUUUAUAUACAUAUACAUUUGUAUCUACUAAGUAAAUGUUAUUUUAAUGUUUCUCCAAAUGCAUAAAAGACAUAUAAUAUUUAUUGAUAAAUCAGAUACACACACAAGCACACACUCAUUCACCGCGAGGCGAUAACUUAGGGUAUAAAAAACAUCUUUUGUUUAGCCCCAGCUACACACAAUAUAUACACAUAACGUUUUUAGUAGGUAUAUAGUACUUAAAAAACAUAUAUUAAUUAUUAAUAUAAAUGUAUAUGUACGCGUACCUAAUUGGUAUAACAGUAAAUCUGCCAGUAAAAUGAUGAAUAACAACAACAAGAAUCACACGUUUUCCAUUUGGACAGUGAGCUAAUGUACUACAGCAAAUAGAUCAAUUGAAUGUACGCAAUAAAUGUUUACGAGGCCAGUGGUAUAUUAUGACGUAAAUAAGUAUAAUGUUAUGUAAUGUAAUGUAUCUGUAAAAAAAAUGCAUGCUAAAUCUACUUGUAUUUAGAGCUACAUACAUCAAACUAACCAACUCGAACCGACACAGCCAAGCAAAAAGCAAACAAACUCUUAGCAAUUUUCAAGGUUGUAAUAUGCUCAUUAAUCGAUCAAUAGGACAUCAGCUAGUGUAAAUAAGUAUUAAACUCGGAAUCCAGUCCUGAACUUCAAUAAUCAAUACUCAGACACGACUGCAGGAUGCAGGAUACUGCUAUACAUAUACACAUGUUCCGAUGCACAAACCUGUGCUAGAAUAUCUUUUGCUCCUUACGUUGUAUUCGCUCAACUUGAACUUGAAUAAAGAAAGACCCCAUGUUCAUGGCCCUUAGUUAGAUAAUGUUCAUAAUUGUUUGGUAUUUGUGAGUGUAAAAGUAUGUAUUAAUUCUUGCUAAUAAUUCAAAUACACCCACACAUACAUACAUAGAUACGUAAUUUCAAUAUGUUAUGUAGGUAAAUAAUUGCAUAUGAAUACAAAUGUAAUUAGGUUCAGCUACAGCCAAAGCAACCCACCACUAAGCAUCUUCAGAACUGUUUGUUGUGGGCUACGGAAGCCACUUAAAAAAGACUCUUCUCAAGACAGCUACACUAUUUUUGUACCAAAACGUAUUUAUAUAUACGCGUACAAUCGCAAAUGUAUGUGGUCUAUGUUAGCAGAAACAAAUCUAUGCAUACAUCAAAUAAUACAAAUGUGCAAUAGAAAAUUCAAAUUCUGACGAUCAACUUAUGUUGUGUGCAUUUUCUCAACGAAUUAGUCAAUACAUAGACACAACUUCCCUUCCUUUCCCAUAAUGCUUUACUUUGAAAAGCAUUGAAAAAAAAAAUAUAUAUUAAAAAAUGCCUUCAAGCUUAAGUCUUAAGUAUUAUGAAUAAAGUCUUCAAAUGUGUGCUUAAGCAAAAGUAUAUACCAUAAAUAAUAAAUAUGUACUUAGCUGUAUUAUUUAGGUAAUGUUAAGUAAGAUUCGGUACUUUGUUGCUUUACCAUAAAGUUUCCUAAUGACAAAAAAGCCAUAUUUCGAAUAAGAAGAAGAGUUAAAUAAUAACAUAUACUUAGCAUAUUAAACUAGUCUGCAAGUUGUAAGUCCUACCGUCUAGUCAAAUGAGAACUUCUUGCUCGAUUCAUUUUUGUCUUACACACAUAUUUAUCUAUAUAUAUUUAUUAAUUUAUUUUUAUGUUUUAUAUUUCCUUAUUUAUUGAUUAAAUAUUCGUAUCUGUUAUUUCAAUGCGAUUUGGGUGCAUUUUUAUUUCGUUAGUCGAAACGCAAACAAAGUAGAUAUGACAAUCUGUGAAAUAUAUUUUAUGCUAUAUUCACUUUCCUCUAAUUUCAAAAGAAACUGCAAUCUCAGCGGCGCCAGCACUUUAUUCGAAUACUCUGCGUUGUGAUUGUUCAUUAAGUGUACGAGAAUGUAUAAUAUAAUAUAAUUAUAUAUAUAUAAAUAUAUAUAUAUACAUAUGCACAUACGAUUAAAUCGAGCGUAUGUGCAUACUAUAAAAUCUGUAUAUAAGCUCAGAAAAAAAAAAAAAAAAUAAACAAAAAAAAUGCUGGAUCUGCACGCGCUCAUGGGCCACUGACUUAUUUUAGCUCAAAACUCAAACUCAAGUGAAUUAACAAUAUAAAACUCGAAUAGUUAAGAUAAAAUUGUACUUACUGAAGCGUAUGCCUACUUAUGUAUUCGCAAAAAUCACUUUCUAACAAUAAUUUUAAUAUACAAAUGAUGUGCAAUCUGAGGAACUUCUUAUAUGGAGUUAACCAAAUGCACAAGUUCAUAUUAACAAGAACAACUGAAUUACUUCGAGAAACAAUACCAAACAGAAUCUUUUUAAAAUUGAAAACGAUUGAUAAUAGCUCUUAGACAUAUCAAUUUAAUUUAAAAUACAAAAAAAAAAAAUGAAACUAAAACUUAUAAGAAAAGCAUUCAAUACAUGUAUACAUAGUAAACACAGACAUCAUCAUCCAAAUUUCUAUGGAUGGUUGCAUUCCUGUUUAGCAUAUAAGUGAAAAUUUCAGGCAAGUUGCCGAUAAUGCAAAUAUAUAAGGCAUACUUCUAUAGGUCUGAUGAACUAGUGAUGAACGAGAAUUAUUAUAAAGUGUGGUAUAUACAUAUUUGCAUAAUUUUUCAUGACAUCUUUUAUAAUCGUGAGAUUCGAUUCGAUUGAAAUUUUUAUUUGAAGGUUUGAACCAUAUGCAGACACUUUUAAUCAAUCAGCUAAAUGAAUCAUAAGCUUAAAGUUAUUUUUAAAUAUGUAUAUAUUAUGCCACACGGUAAUCUAGAUUCAAGAUUCAAGAUUCAUCGCAACUAAUUCAGGCCUAUAAUCGCACGUGCACACAUUCAUCGCAACUAACUUUACAGCUCAGUAUUACUGAUUCGAUCAAUGUGGGUACUUUCCCGAAUCUCCAACAGUACGAAUGUAAAAAUAAAGUACCAUAUACAAGUACACAACUCUCAGACGUAAGUUUUAACUGUAAUAUGAAAAUCUUUUAUAAACAAAGAAACUGUUACUUUAUGGCAUUAAUUAAAAUGCUAUAACCUCUUGUUGAACGUAAAUUGUACUUAGCAUGUAAAUUCUCUAAAAUACAAAAAAAAAAAAAAAUGAUAAAAAAAAAAACAGAAAGAAAAACAAAGGCAGACACACAUAAUUAUAUUGGUCUAAAAUUAUUGAGACAGUAAGAAAUAUUUUACGGUACAUACAUAUAUGUCUGUACAUACAUACGUAUGUGUGUGUACAAAUGCAUAAAUGUAAACAUAAAUGUUUUCAUGGUUGUAACUGAUGAUCAAAAUAGGUGUAAAUUGAAAUGAACGGUAAAAGGAUUUUACAUGCUAUCAUUUAAUGCAAAACUGCUUUACCUUUGCUUUACAUUUUUUGUACCUAACAAUAACAAAUGCAAAUUGUUUGGCACAUAACUUAUGCAUUUUUUCAACGAAACUAAAUCGAAAACAAAAACUAUAUCUCUUUCGUUAGUGAAACAAAGAAGAAUACGAUAUUUUUUUUUUCUCUUAUACAUAUGGAAAUAUUCUUUACACUUACAUUUGAUAUCAAAUUGAAUAACGUAAAGAUAUUUGAGAAUCAUGAAUAUUCCCUCCAAAUAAUUUUUAAAAUUAUUUAUUGCUAAAAUGGUCAAAAAUGUUCGACUAUGGCUGCGUCUCUGAUAAUUAUAAUAGAAUGAAAAGUUUUUAGCAUAUUGGAGCAAUUGUCUUAUAAUGAUGGCAUAUUGUAUUUAGCAUGAUGUUACCAGUUGUAUUGAACAUUCAAAUAAUUAUGAUUAUUAUGAUUAUUGUGUAUUGUAUGUGUAUGUGUAACGUAUGUUGUACAUGUAAACUCUUUAAAAACAAAAAAAAACAAAAAAAAGCAAACAAAAAACAAAGGUGUGGCUCUUGCCAUUAACUUGUAGUCAAUUCUUCGAAUGCAUUAGGAUAAGUAAAAAAAAAAAACAAAAAACAACAAAUGAAAGAUUACGAAAAAUGUAUGCAUAGUUUGCAAACAAAAGGUAACGUCUGGAUGACGACCACGAAUAUGAUGAUAUAUGGACACUAUUUUCUAAAAAUAUUACAACAAUAAUUUAUUAAUUUGUUGGCAAUUUUAUACAUACAUACAUACUUAUGUAUACACUUAUACAGUUAAUUUUGUUAGCUAGCAAAAUGACAACGAGAACUUAUGUAGCGCUGAGGUAGUUAAACUUUAUGAAUGUUGUACCCAAAGCCCAGGUCCGGUACACCCACUGGAGAUAUCUGUACAGUCAGGAAUCCUGCCUCAACGAAGAACGACUCACGAUGUUGUUGUUGGCAUUACCGUUACCUAUCUAGUUAGCAAUGUUCACUGUAUCCUUAGAGAAACACAUCCAUAUACACAAACACACACACACGGACACACACAAACACGCACACUGUAUCUCUCUCUCUCUCUCUCUCUCUUACACUUUGUUAGAUUCGUUGUACUCUGCCAUUUUUGGUGUGAUAUUCUAUUGGUUGUGCGGCUGUUUAAAAGUCGUUAUACACAUUGUUGCAUUUCUACAAAACAGAACUAAAAUUAAUGUUUGUAAUUUGUUAAACUUCAAUUUCCUGAUGUUAUUUUAGUUUUAUGUACUUAUAAGUGCAUAUGUAUAUUAGGUAUUUAUUUGUAUACGUUUUUCUGUAGAAACAAACUUUAACAAGUUGUUAACUAUUUUAGUCCAUAUGUUACAUACCUUUAGGUUUAAGCCGCGUAAUUUAAUCGAAAAUCAUUUGAGCAACCUUAAUGGAAAUGAAUUAAACUUACAAAAACUCUAGUAAAAAAA